Molecule: messenger RNA, 7597 nt
Organism: Schistocerca gregaria
Lineage: Eukaryota; Metazoa; Arthropoda; Insecta; Orthoptera; Acrididae
Exons: 8
Coding region: 38-1153 (371 amino acids)
Source: RefSeq, a predicted model, not a curated record
CCCCAGGGGCACAGUUUGGACGAGACUGUUCUAAGAUAUGGCCAUGGGUAACAUCAAUUCGGUGUGGACGCUGCUGGUAGUGCUCACCACGUGCAGAUCGGGGGACCUGGCGGCGCAGAGGGUGGAGCUGUGCGAGAGGGAGAAGUACCUGCCGUGUCUCAACAUGGCACUCCCUCUUCUCACGCAGGCCCACCUCGUCUUCCCGGACAACAAGCGCGACAUUGACGAGAUGUGCAAGACAUGGUUAAGAUUUGAAGAAUGCAUAAAUGACUAUACAAAGGACUGCUUUACAGAAAACCAGCAAGAGGAAUUUAAAAAAGCUGUCGAAAGCCCAGUGGACCUUGUCCAUCGAAUGUGCACUGAGCAUCAGUACCAGCAAGAGUACCUUCAACAAGCAGCAUGCAUUCAGUCAACAAUCACGAGAGAAGGACACUGUUCUCCUCAUUAUAAGCGUCUGUUAGAUCAGGUUAUGGGAGAAAAUGAACCAGGGCAUCUGUGCUGUUUCCACAAUCAGUUUCGUGAAUGUGUUCUGAGUGAAACAAAACGUAAUUGUGGAUCAGCAGCUGACCCAGAGUCUGCUGUAGAAUUCUCUCAACAAAUAUUAGAUAAGGCUCUGAACUUCUUGCAUGUUCAGUGUAGCAAAUACCCAUUAAAUCCAGAAAACUGUUUACCACCUCCUACAGUACCGAUGGACAACUUGGCAAGGACGAACAAUUACUCACCAAUUAAUGAACUGGUGCAUCAGCAGCGAUCAACAGAUGAUAUGAUGUCAUCAAAAUGGCAGUCCACUGCAGGGAGCAGCCACGUGCCGUCGACGUGGACGGCGCAGUUCCCGGCCAGCACGCACAGCCCCAGCCCGUUCCACCGGCAGACGCCCGGCCAGAGCUGGCCGCCGCUGCCCAGCAGCCAGCCGCCGCCCCCCGCCGACUGGCCGGCGUCGCCCGCGGUGGCAGCGGCGGCCGAGGCGGCGCCCACGGCGUGGCUGCCCAGCGCCAGCACGGCGAGCGCGCCGCACCAGCUGGGCCUGGAGCACGCCGCCGUCGGCGCGGGCUUCGGCUUCGGCGGCCAGCCCGACAACGGCGCCGCCGAGCCCACACCGGCUGCCGCAGCCGCCUCGGCACUGCUCGCCGCCGCCCUAGUGCUCCGCUUAUAAGCAAACUGGUCUCAGCUCCUGCGGACCUCACUCUCCAGGGGCGUCGUGUACAUGUGAAAUAUGUCUAGAUCCACCAGACUGUACUCUCACAUCUGUCAUUCAGUUCUCUUCUUCGGCGAUAUUUUUCGAUUAGCCUCUACAAAUGUGGGACAACUAUUUGUCAUAUCAUUUGCGACAUGUCGAAACUGUAUAUCACACGAGUAGGUGAACGCAAGUACUUGACAUCCGCCGACAUUUCUCUUCUGACUGAGGCGCACAAGCCAACAGCGAAGGAGUAAAAGCUUCAACUUCUCGUUAGUUCUUCUUAAUUCCGACAGCUUUCUACUGCUGUUGUAUUUGCCUAGUACUCCUAGGAAUAUCAUUGAUACAACGCAAAAUCGAUUAAUGGUAAAACACCUCUAUUCCAACCGACGUAGCUGAAGCCCCCUCCACGAUCAUGCGGGACAGGUCUCAAAAAGGAAUGUACUCAACACCCCGCAAACUCACGAAGAGCAAAAUUCUAUAAUUCUUCUCAGACUCCAAAGAGCCUCUCACAAUAUCCUAUAUAGAGGGAAUGUGACCAAUACGGUGUGACUUCCACAGAGACAAAAUUAAUGCCAUUCUGCCGGCGCUACCGAAAACUGCUUCCACGAUCCUCUAGGAUCAACAUCGUAUAAACUCCUCCAAGAGUAAAAUUUCGCCAAUCUUCCUAGACUCCAAAGAACCUUUCCUGCGACCCUGUAAGGUUAGUGCCUUAGGAAUAUAGCGCCUUAGUAAUCUAAUCAACACAGAGUAAAUUCCACAAAGAGUUUAAAAAAAUCGUUGUUAAGCUACAGCCAUGAUUCAGUGGUAUCCAACUCACAGCCAUAUAUAUUCUCCCUGGAGUCCUACUUCAACAGCAUCGCGAGAGAGCCGCUUUGAGGUUUCGAAGGAAUGUAAGUGAGCCCGUGGCAUGUUUAUCCCAUUAAUCACUUUUGAGACACGACCAGGGGCUCAAUCUAAAGUUUGCUGCUCACAAAACGCAGAUGUCCAGAUUCGACUCUCGGCCUGUCCCCGCCAAAGUUUUAACCUGUCACAAAUGAUAUCUUGAGUGUAAUACAAUUUCAUUUUUUCUGAUGAACGCCAGUCACAGAGAAAUUUAUACAAUCACAUUCAUAUAAAAAGGCCCAUUUGCCAGGUCACUUACAAAUCAGUAUUCGCUAAUGUUCUCCUUUUAAUUUUCAAGAUGAACUUGCAUAACAGACCGACUUGCUUGUGGUUGACAGUAAAUUGAACAAUAGAACGGCCUAGCGAACUUGUUUCAAGUUUUGUACCGUAUGAUUCUCACUCAAGUCUUUAUACUUUAACUAACCAACACAUAUGUAAAGAAGAACUGAAAAAUCGCUUCCUCAUUAAGGACAGUAUUCAUUGUGUAAGACGAAAGUUAGUGCGCCAUUUAGUUAAUUACUUGCUUCGUUAGCUAUUUACUUAAAUUUUCCAUAAAUUAUUUACACGCCAUAUCAGACUGAUGUGGAAUGAGACGGCUUAAAUGCUAUUCUAGAAUUAAUUUUGAAGUCUGUUAAAAAGAAGGCGCCCAUUUACACCAUAAUACAAGUUUAGCAAUAGCAAAUACGUAUGCUAUUCUUUUGUACUGUACAUAUUACUAAACAUAUAAUCAUCUAUUCAACUGAGGGAAUUGCCAGGAAAACACAUAUUUUCAAUUUAUUUUAAGAAAUAACUUCGGGAUCUGUCGUAUAUUUUACUUCGACAGACAGGUGAUCACAAAUCUUUGUCGCAACAUAAUUCAUUUUUUUAGUUAAAUUCGCUAUUCAAGAUGAUAAUCAAGGUCAUUUUAAAACAGAGCCAUGACGCGCACCUAAAGCGUUUAAAUGAACGUAGGUUUCAGAGUAUGUUGAAGUCAUGGCCACUGAAAUUUCUUUCUAAUGUUAAAUACUGGUUCACUCGUAGCGAGAUACUUUCCUUUAAGUUUGGACGUCAAAAACCAGAUCGCCCUGCCACCUAAACCCCUACAUUGUCAUUACCGAUUUUUAGUUUCGCUGAAGGUGAUUUUCAAUAAAAUAUGUCGCUGACUUAUAAUGGGAUGUGAAGGCUUACUAAGUGGAAUACACAGUAGCUUUUAAGACACUGAUUCGCAUUUUAUUGGUCUUGAAUGGAUUUGAACAAACUGGCAUAUUACGGCAGAAAAAUGUCUUUAGCAUUCAUAAGAUUUUAAGACUUUUUUGUGUUUCAAAAGUUCUAAGCAUGUCAGUGUUUGCGUAGGAAGGGGAAAUAACCUCUCACCAACGUGUACCUGAUGGUUUCUUUAUACAAGAAAUUACGUAUGUUAACCUUCACUGGAAAAAUUCAUAUUUAUAUCACUGGGGAACAAUGGCUCUAUCGCCAUUUAUACAAGAAUGAUUUCAGGAUUACUUUGUGAGGCUGAAUCUAAAUAUGUUUUUGAUUUUGAUUGAUUCCCACUAGCUUUUGAGAUAAUGCGCAUUUUAUAGAAAUACAUAAAUAGAACCGAAAGUAUAAGACUGAAUGAAUAGCUUUCGCUAUUAAAAAAGUCGUUACAAACUGUAUAUAUGAACCACACAAUGGAAAUGGAGUCUGGAUAUGAGAUUAGAAAUUUCUGUCUGUUUGAAUUUCUCCUGUACGAAUUACCAGUAGAGACACGUUGCAGAUUCUAGCAGAUGUAUGGUAUAUCUGUUCCGUCUAACCUUACACCUUUCCUCCGUCACUUUGGCGCCAUGAUGGAACCUCUCACCUUACCAAAAUUUUCAUGAAAUAUUCUUGAGUGGCUGUGGAUAAACUGAACUUCAUCCUCAUCCUAGCUUCCAAAUUCUGAGAGUCUGCAAGCAUGUUGCACACCAAUCCUUCAUAGGUGCAUAUUUUACGGUUGUCGAAGAUGUUCCCUACAACAGAGAAAAAACAAUGUCAUUAUUGGUAGUGCAAUUUGAUCCAUGCAUGAGUUUGCAAAUACGAGCAGUAUCGAAGGUUUCCUGCUUAUUGCUGAGUCCAGGAAGGGAUCGCCAGACAUACGUGAAACAUUUUCUAUUUCUAUCCAUGGUCUUCACAAAUUGUUUCAUUAGACCUAGUUUUAUGUGUAGUGAUGAAAUAAUUAGUUUCUCUCUGACAACCAAAGGUCAGUUUACGAUGUUCACUACACUAGGUGUCAUUUGUUCCUUUGUACGCCAUUUAUCUUUCUCCAAUGAUCCUAUUGUGCGCUCUUAUCCCACAUGCAUAUGAAACACGAGUACUUCGUAUACCCACUUUGCAGCCAGAGCAAGAAUUUUACCAUCUUGAGAGCAACUGAUGUUAAUCAUAAAUUUUCUGCAAGAGCAUCUUUACAUUUCCAUAAAACUCAUAGAUCUGUGUUGACUUAGCAAUAGAAACAGGUGCAUAGCAGUUACCAUUUUGUAAGAGCACACAUUUCAUGCUUUGCCUCCCAUCCUCUGGUCCACACUCCGGUAAACUAUCUUAAUAAGUCGAUCAGGAAUAUUCUUGCAGUGCACGACUUUAUCACCUUCACUGAACUGUGGAAGAAGAUCUCAAGGGUUCAGAUACUUUCUUAGACUGGAGUCUCAUGUGAGAUCACUGAGUUCUUCCUGGGAGAAACUCUGAGGUACUGAACCUCUUCCUUCCUAUUCAAAUGCACUGCUACUGACACAGUCCUGUUAUUUGGCGUCUGACAGUGGAAUCUGUGGGACUAUGUUAAACACUGGUACGGAACGUCUGUGUUUUGAGGCACAGAUUGCCUUGCUGGCUCCGGAUCUGGACACUCCUGCUUACGUUUUCUGUUUCAGUUGAAGCCUUUUCUACAUACAACAUUAAAGUAACAGUCAUCGUGAUGAUUUCUUGGUUCUCCUAUAUCAUAGCACUGCAGAACAGAAACUUCCAGUUACCCAUUUUCUCUCUGUUUUAGACUUUCCACACGACUUUUACAAUUGUUAUGAGGGAGGGGAGGGGAGGGGGAGGGGAUAACUUAGCUUGGUACCCAGAGUGCAUUCUGAACUAUGCAAGAUGUGCUCGCUUGACAAAGUCAGUGAUGUCUUACCUGUUAGUGUGGAGAGCGUAUUCAACAAAAAUAUAACAGAAGUCAUCAGGAUAGUUUAAAGAACCCCUAUUCCAGCACAAAUGAAGAAAAUUUAGGCAUCCAAACUACAGUUUUGGGAAGAAUUAUCCUUACGAAAAUAGAAACAAAAAGUGUAUAAACCUGAAUGGAAAUGUAAACGCAGUAGAAUCUUAAACACCACGAUAUUACAGAAAAAAGAAAUAAAAAACAACACUAACAAUAAAAAGAUAGGUCCAGAUUUCUUGGUACAGCUGUCUGCAGCGAGGGGAAAUUGAAACAUAACGCUUUUUGAAGAAAACUGUACGUCUGAAAACUAGAGACGAUUAGCAAAAAUGAAAGUACGUUAUGAUUCAGGAUCAUCGGAACAUCCGAAAAUCCUUGCAGAAUCACCAGGAAUAUGAAAGAAAAAUAUUUUUGUACGCAGAUGAAUUAGCUGAACAAGUAUCAUCUCUCUUCUGUCUACUGCCACGUAUGCCGCACAUUUACGAAAUUUUCGGUAUAAAAGAACUAUUAAAAGCAGAACGUUAAUGUGCACUUCAUAGCAAGUUAUUUUCAAAGCAAAAUACCCUCUGGUAAUACAUAAACAUAAAGGUCCUGUAACUGCAGAGUCGCUUUAGUCAAGAUAAAUUAAAAUGGUAUGUAGUGACAUAACUGGUAAAUACUCAUAUCUAACUUACGUGCAUACUAACCUGUUAAUUUUUAAAAAGAGAAUUUUUUUUUGCUUAGUAAUAAUAGUUAAUCACUCUCACUCGAUAAUUCAGCCCUUUUUUAAAAUGUUGGCUGUUAUACUUAUGAAUUUACUAAAGUUUUCGACAAAUCGCAUUGAUGUAAUUUUUCAUUUUGUGCAAUAAAUAAUUUGUUUUGGUAUGUCAUUUUAACUUUAUUGAUUUGUGUCGAACGUGGUUACUGACUAAGUUAUCAGAUAAAAUUGAUGUACGCAUUGGUGGCAGUGAUCCAUAACUACUCUUGUAGACAAGUAUAGGAAAGAAACAUCAUUUUGCUCUUAUGAAUGAUAUAACGUUUUGUGGGGGUAUACCCGAGUAAUUUUAUGUUUACGAAGUGUAAAUAUGAUAAAAGUCCAGCAGUUGGCUAACUUGUCGUGAGAAGUAAACCGAAGUAUCUAACAGCACAUGACUGCCUACGAGUUUACAUUCGGCCUAAAUCCCUACGUGCAUCUCCAUGUAAGUGAUGGAGGUUCACGUAUUUGUGUGCCAACCAAGUGGAAUACAUUUUCGAAUUAAAUUUUCACGAGAUUGCUGAUUGGUGACAAAGGAGAAAUCUGACAGUGUUCAUUUUAUUUAUAAGAACAAGAAGCAUUCGUAGUUCCGUACGUAUGUGAUCUAGUUUGGGAAAAAAUUCUGUAUGUGUAAAAAGCAAAAAUACCCUAAUAUACGUCAAUUGUGUUAGUUGGCAGUAUUGUAUGCAAAAUUGUAAUAGUAUCAGAUAAACGGAAUUAUGUGACAUAGUCGAGUAUUAAUAUUCACAUGCUCUACGUUUUGAAAGAAACUAAAUGUUUAAAUUUCCUACUUAAGUUACCUGUUUUUCUCGAGACACUGAAUGUGUAGUAUAAAAUGAGUUUUUGUAUCUCAAACUAUUGAGUGAGCACAAAUACAAAUGAAAUGUUCAGAUGUGUUUCACAGAGCAGAAUAGCAGAAUAUCAGUUUGUAUUGCAGUGCUAUUUUAGCCUAGCUAGAAACAGUGGCUUCUUUCCUUUUCUUUUCAAUAUAGACCAUUUCUAAGGACUUCGUUCGUUUCUAUGAAGAAAAUCAAAAACUUGCUUCGAAUGUCCUGUAUUUAUUUAGAGGUUUCAGAUAGAUAAAUUUUAAUGAUGACGAUGAUGAUGCCUAACAGUUAUUCCUUACAACUCUUUACAGGAAACGUUCUACUUAUAAUUGUCAGCUGCUAGAUAAUUACAGAAAUGGAAGGGUUUACGCAGUCUGUACAGUCCAAAACACAGGAGAAUAAAUGAACCCUUAGUAAUAUUUCCUUUCUCUUAUCAACUGGCAUCCAUCAGCAGACUAGAUUUUACUUAAAACUGUUAAAAAUGCGUGAAAUUGUUUGUGUAAUAUUUUUAUUUUCUGUGUCGCUACCAGUUGGCUACACUUGUUUUAGUGUUCCAUUAGUAACAACGAUGUUAGUUACAACUUGUUUUUGGUAUAUGAAAGGUGUUUUUUAUCGAAAUUUUUCUAAUAAAUUAGCUGUAAUUAUACAUUGUUCAGUUUGUGUAUUUUCUCUUGUCAGUUGAUCUUCUUUCAACAAAUCAGUUUAGGUUUAAGUAUGAUGGAAUGAUUUCGGCACUGAGAUGCCUUUUAGUCUAAUCCUGUGUUACUUACAAAAUGCCAUUUACAUAGUGCAGCAUCAGUGUAUAUAUUAAACAAUGUACGAAAUAAACAUCAUUGUAUUGUCAAUCA